AUGAGUCAGGAGCUCGAGUCACAUGCCUACCACGGCCUGUACUGGAACACACUGUACCAUUCUAUCGUAAACAGGAUUCGUCGCUGGCAUCCGGAACUCGAGAAGCUGCCUACCAAACCCUGGCUGGAACGCUCGCAACGGAAGGAGAUUGAAGACAAGGAAUAUGUCGGACUCCUAACGAAGAAGCUGACAGAGUUGCACUUGGAAGAAGAAGAGGAUCACAUGAAAGACAGCGAGGAAGAGGAUGAGGACCACGUGGAAGAAGAAGAUGAGGAUCACGUGGAAAAAGAAGAUGAUGAUCACGCGGAGGAGGACGUGGAAGAAGAAGAUGAGGAUCACGUGGAAGAAGAUGACGAGGACGUGGAAGACAGCGAGGAAGAGCAGGAUGAUUGGCUUCUGCCUCCGAUGCCCGUGAACUCCGAUUACUACUCGUGCCACGCAUCAUUUCCACCUCGACAGCCAAGGAAAGCAGCCUGA
Messenger RNA from Anthostomella pinea, 477 nucleotides. The record is from the annotation of a GenBank genome assembly. Lineage: Eukaryota; Fungi; Ascomycota; Sordariomycetes; Xylariales; Xylariaceae.